AUGCCCCUCCUCUCCUCCGCCGUCCCCCGCGACGAUCCCCAGCAGCGCCCCCAGCCCGUCGACCGUCCGACGCGCCCCGUCAUCGUCCCACACACCCAGCCCCGUCCGUCCCAGCCCCAGCCCCAGCCCCAGCCCCCCUUCCCCUCCGUCGCGCCUGCAGACGUACAGCCCCUCCUCGACGACCCACACACCCUCGUCCUCGACCUCCGCCCCCUCGGCACACACCAUGCCUCCCGCCUCCCCAACGCCAUCCCCCUCUCCGUCCCCUCCACCCUCCUAAAACGCCCCCUCUACUCCACCGCCCGCCUCGCAGACAUGCUCCCCACCCCCGCGACCCGCCGCAAGUUCUCCCAAUGGCGCGCCGCGCGUCGCAUCCUCGUCUACGACGCGGACGCCUCCCUCAUCCCAGACGGCAGCAACAUCCUCGGCUUGCUCCGCAAAUUCCGCCUCGAGGGCGCACAGCCAGAUCCCACAGCCGACCCCUCCCACCCUGCCCCGCCCGACUCCCACAAUCGCGAGCUCGUAUGGCUCAAGGGCGGAUUCCAGGCCGUCUGGCGCGACAGACGCGACCUCAUCGACACGUCCCCCCUCCCACUCGAAGACGACGACGACGACGGAUCCCCCCCGCCCCCCACUUCCGUCCUCUCCCGCGCCGGCGACAAGCCCUCCGCUCCGCUCCCCCUCAACCCACCCCCCGUCCUCCGCACAAAGCAUCUCCCCAUGAGCGCCUUUGGCGUCGUCUCCACCACCUCCCUCCAGCGCCACUCUCCCGCCCUCGCAAGAUCCCACCCCCAGGCAUUUUCCCUCUCGCUCCCCAUCUCCCGCGAGCCCUCCUCGCGCAUCUACCCGGCUGCAGCCCCCUUGCCUACCGAUUCCACACGUCCGUCUCACUUGCCCCCACAGACGCCCCGCGUCUCAGGCGCACCGUCCCACUCGCCCGCCCCGCUUCAUCCCUCGGGGCCCCCCAUCGCCACCCCGAUCACCACUUCCUUCUCGCAGUCCUACGACCGCCCGCACCCGCCUGCCCCGCAGCAGGUCGCGUACAAUCCCUUCUUCGACGCCGUCCGCCAGAACCUCGAGCUCUCGCACGGCAUCACAGAGCGCAUCCCCUUGCGCAUCGGCCGCGCCGAGAAGCUCCGCGUCGGCGACCUGCCCUUUCAGUGGCUGAGGGAGAUCGGCCGCUGGGCCGGCGUCGAGGAUGAGGAGGAUGGCCGCUUGGAAGGCGGUGGGGCGGACGCGCAAGGCGAGAACGUGGCCGCGAGCGGCAGCGGCAGCAGCAGCGAAAGCGAAAGCGAGAGCGAAGACGAGAGCGGAAGCGCGAGUGGGAGCGGGCAGGAAAAGGAAGAUCAGAACGCCGAGAUGGAGAUGGAGCAGCGCGGCCGACCGCAGGCCGCCGCCCACGCGCACACGCACGUUCACUUUCCCUCCUCGUCCCCCUCCUCCAGCCCCGCCCCGGCCCCGCACGCGUCCGCGCGCCCGCGCACCACGUCGCACCCGCACGCGGUGGUCAAACCGGAGAGCGUCGUCGAGGGCUCCGAGGCGCUCGCCAUGCAGUUCUAUCGCAUCGAGCUCGGCGAGCAGAGGCGGCUCAUGGGCGUCAUGGCGCACCACUCGCGCGAGAGCGGCACCGUCGUCGCCUCCGCCGCCGCCGCCGCCGCGGCGCUGCCCACGUCCCCGCUGUCAGCCGGUACGUCCGCCUCUGGCUUUGUCUCUUCCUCCGGGUCCGUGCCAGCGUCUGCAUCUGGACCGUCGUCGGCGCUGCCUUCGUUCUCGCCGCCGCCUCCCGCGAGCGCGAGCGGGAAGAAGAAAAAGAAGGACAAGGCGCGGGCGAGCAAGGCAAAGGCGAGAGCCAAGGCCGAGUUCCCGUACAGCAUCACGGCCGGGAUCGAGAAGGGGGCGAAGAACAGAUACCGCAACAUCUGGCCGUUCGAGCACACGCGCGUGCGCCUGCAGAAGCAGAAACCAAAGUCGCAGUCGCAGCCGCCCGUGGCGCCGGUGGCCGGCGCGCCGUCCGCUGCGGGCGCGCUGCACUCGCUCUGGCUCCCCUCGCCCGCGCCGUUCCUGCCUGCGACGACUCUUGGAGCACCCCCGUCGGGGCUGGCGUCCCGUCUCCCACCGGCGCUCACCAAGAACCUGUCGUUGCCGGCUUCGCACCUCCAGUCGCAGUCGCUGCCGCCGCUCACGACGGGCGCGGAGGAGGACAGCGACGACUACGUGAACGCGUCGUACGUGCAGCCGCUGGGAACGCGCAAGCGGUACAUCGCGACGCAGGGCCCCCUGCCCGAGACGUUUACGGAUUUCUGGACGCUCGUGUGGGAGCAGAACGUGCAUGUGAUCGUGAUGCUCACGCGCGAGGUCGAGGGCGCGACCGUCAAGUGCGGGAAUUACUGGUCCGGCGAGGUGUUUGGCCCGCUCAGGCUCAAGCAGGUCGAGGUCACCGGCGCGGCGGAGGAGGCGGCGCAGAGCGAUCGCAUUCGCCCGGGCGAGAACUCGUUCUUCCCCGUGCCCUCCACCGCCUCCGCCGCCCGCACGGCCACAUCUGGCGCGGACGACAAGGGAAAGAAGGGCGGCGCCACGGCGGGGCUGCCCGACUCGACGGUGAAGCGCGUGCUCGAGCUGUCGCACACGGGGUACCCGCACCUGCCCCCGCGGCGCGUCGUGCAGCUGCAGUACCUCGCGUGGCCGGACCUGAACGUGCCGGACGACGCGCGCGGGGUGCUCGAUCUCGUCGACGCGGUCGAGCGCGAGGCGUCGCGCGCGGAGGAGUCGCGGGGCGCGUGGGAGCGCAGGCAGCCGCUGCGCUCGCCGCCGCCCGUGCUUGGGAUGCGGAUCGGGAAGCGGUCGGGGAGCGGGUCGGGGAGCGGGUCGGGGAACUCGAGCAGCAACGCGAGCGAGCGUGGAGGAGGAAGCGGCGGCGGCGGCGGGGCGAGGCGGAGCAGCGACGGGUGGGGCGGGCUGACGAGCGGGAGUAGCCGGAACGGAUCGACGAGCCCUGGCCUGGACGAGGUGGAUUCGGACACGGGGAUCAUGGCGCACGCGCUGGGCGAGCGGCCGCUGCUGCUGCACUGCUCGGCGGGAGUCGGGCGCACAGGCGGGUUCAUCGCCGUCGACGCGGUGCUGGACGGGAUCCGGCGGGAGAUGCGCAAGCGGCGCGAGGCGCGCCUGCGGGUGAGCCGCGCGAACAGCGGGAGUGGGAGCGGGAGCGGGAUCAACAGCAGCGGGAGCAAUUCGGACGGGGACGAGAGCGGCGGUGGCGGAGGCGCGGUGAAGAUGGAUGUCGACGCGGGCGCGGUGGGCGCGGGUCCUGGGCUCGUCGCCCACGUGCCUGUCGUGGGCAUCAGCACCGUCCCGCGCACGCCUGCCACCGAGGGCGUGCCGAUGGACAUCGACUCGCCGAGGAAGGGCGUCGGCGCGCUGCUGCCACUGCCCACCGGGCUCGACCGCCCGCCAUCGUCGACCCUGUCGCUCGUAUCGGUCCCGCCGUCGAGCGCAUCGCCGGCCUCGCGCUCGCUGUCCCCAGAGGUCGUCUCCGAGGCGGGCUCGUCCGCGUCGUCGUCGAGCCUUCCGCUCGCCGCGGCGCCGCGCGGACACACGUCGCUGUCGCUGCCGUUUGGACGCCUGGGCACGCAAGCGCAGGAGGGGCAGCUGCAGCGUGGGGGAGUGGGUGGCCAGGGCCUGCAGGCGGCGCUCGCGGCGAAUCUUCGGGCGCGCACGUUUUCGGCGCCGAGUUCGGGGCAGUCGGGGGGUAGGGUGCUCGUGCCGAGCGCGUCCACGCCGGCGCUCGGGCACGCGCCGACGUCCGCGUCGCCCCCGGCCCUGUCGCCGCCCACGCGCUCGUCGCUCGGGUUCGGGUUCACGAUGGACUCGGACUCGCCAUCGACGAGCUCGAAGCGGUCGACCGCCUCGUCGUCGUCUGUGUUCUCGGCGACGCGCGGCGGGAGCAGUAACGAGGGCGGGUGGCCGACGGACCCGUCGUCCGUGGAGGGCCUCGCGGCGAAGGGCAAGGGCGCGCUCGGCGCGCCGGUCUCGCUCGCGGCGCAGAGGGAGCGCGAGAGGACGGAGGACACGUCGCCGCCGCGCGUGAGCUCGCCCCUGUCGCCGCCGCCCUCGCACUCGCACUCGCACUCGCAAACACAAUCUCACGCGGCGUCGCAAUCGCGCUCGGGCUCGCAGUCGCAGGUGCAGUCUCCGCCGGCGUUCGACUACGCGGUGCCGCGGCGGCUGCACGACGGGAAGAGCGCGCCGACGCUGCUGUCGACGCUGGACGAGCCGAUCCGGCGCGUGGUGGAGGACAUGCGGGAGCAGCGGAUGAGCCUGUGUCAGAGCCUGCGGCAGUACGUGUUCGUGCACCGCGCGGUGAUCGAGGGCGCGCUGCGCAUGGUCGACGAGGAGCGCGCGAUGUAUGGGGAGGCGUGGAUGGACGUCGACGGCGAGGAGGAUCGGCGCGAGGCGAGCGGGACUGGGAGCGGGAGCGCGACGGACGCGGACGACGCGGGGCUCGUUACGCCCGGGCCCGGGCGCCAUCAGCACCCCCAUGCGCACCGGGACCAGCACCGGGAUCAGCAUCGCGACGCGGAGAUGCGGCUGAUGGACGGGAGCGACGCGGCUUCCAGCCGGCGGAGCGCGAGCGCGAGCAUCGCGGAGUCUAUGGAUGCCCCGCGCGCGUUUUACCCGUCGCACGCGACGCUGCCCGCGAUGCAAGCCUUGACGAUGCUCGGCGCCGGCGACGGCGGCAGCAGCAGCAGCAGCAGCAUCAGCGGGGGCAACAGCCACUUUGGCGGCGGCGUUGGAGGCGGCUCGGGGUUGAAGGGGAAGCGCGGGGCGAGCCCGACGGAGCUGCCGAAGGAGGACAAGAUGGGCGAGGUGCGGCUGUCGAAGCGGCCGAGCUUGAAGCGGCGGCAGCGGAGUAGCGACGAGGGCGCGUUGGCGCUGGCGCAGGCGCAGGCGCUGGGCGAGGGCGAGGGCGCGCCUGGGCUGUGGUAG
Messenger RNA from Heterobasidion irregulare TC 32-1, 4983 nucleotides. RefSeq lists its product as uncharacterized. Gene Ontology annotation, molecular function: protein tyrosine phosphatase activity. NCBI's taxonomy places the organism in Eukaryota, Fungi, Basidiomycota, Agaricomycetes, Russulales, Bondarzewiaceae. The transcript has 3 exons. The record is from RefSeq and is a predicted model, not a curated record. The coding region runs from base 1 to 4983 and encodes 1660 amino acids. Gene Ontology annotation, biological process: protein dephosphorylation.